Molecule: messenger RNA, 1990 nt
Organism: Phalaenopsis equestris
Lineage: Eukaryota; Viridiplantae; Streptophyta; Magnoliopsida; Asparagales; Orchidaceae
Product: pentatricopeptide repeat-containing protein At5g42310, mitochondrial
Exons: 4
Molecular function (GO): protein binding
Source: RefSeq, a predicted model, not a curated record
UAACCGUCUUCUAUUUCCCCUCCCUCGCCAUUACUUCGUCGUUCCUUCCUCCUCCUCUCUCGCAAUCGCCGCCCUUUCCACUGCCACCGGGGACCCCAUGUACUCCGUAGACUCUCGCCGUUUUGACUUCACCCCUCUUAUAGACUUCCUUUCCUCCUCUACAUCCAUAACCGAGGAAGCUGAACCAGAUGCAUCGCCUCUGAUGGAGCUCUCCCCUGAGGAGCUCUGCCUUGCAGAGUCCUACCGUUCCGUCCCUGCUGUUCUGUGGCAUUCCCUUCUCAAAUCUCUCGCCUCCGAACCAGCUUCUCUCUCCACUGCCACCGCACUUGUUCCAUGGCUUCUCCGCCACCGCCUCUGUUUCUCCUCCGAUCUCCUUUAUUCUAUCCUCAUACAUUCCCUGGGUCGCCACCGCCGCCUCCAACUUGCUCUCUCCCUCUCAUCUUCUUCUUCGCUUUCUCCUCUCUCUCUGAACGCCCUCAUAUCCGCCUCCGCCAUGAACUCUCGCCCCGACCUUGCUCUUCGCCUCCUUGCUCUCAUGCGCCGCCGCGGCCUCUUACCUGACCAGCAGAACUACACUCUCAUUCUCCAAUCGCUCCUCCAUUCUACUGACCCUCCCGACCCCUCCCUCCUUUUUCUCCUCUCCUCUGACAUCCGUUCCAUCCGCCUCGAGCCCGACGCCCGCCUCCUCUCUGAUCUCAUAGUGGCCUUCUCCCGCGCUGCCGACCCUGACACUGCCCUUUCCUUACUCGCCCAAACACAGGCUCAGGGGAUCACCCCCAAAUCUUCUGCUGCUGUCGAGCUUAUAUCCGUGCUCGGCAACUCUGGCCGCGUUGAUGAGGCAGAGGCCAUAUUCGCAGAGCUCCGCCACUGGGGCCUUCAACCCCGCACCCGUGCUUACAAUGCUCUCCUCAAAGGUUAUGUUAAAACUGGCGCUCUUAAAGAUGCAGAGCAGCUGCUUGACGAAAUGGAACGCUGCAGCGUGGCACCUGACGAGUGCACUUAUAGCCUCUUGAUUGAUGCCUACACCAAUGCUGGCCGGUGGGAGAGCGCCAGGAUCUUGAUUAAGGAGAUGGAGAUGAAUGAUGUCCUGCCUAAUUCUUACGUGUUUAGUAGGAUAUUAGCGAGUUUCCGGGAUAAGGGUGAGUGGCAGAGGUCUUUUGCUGUGCUGAGAGAGAUGAGGAACAAUGGCAUCCAACCAGAUCGUCAUUUCUACAAUGUGAUGAUAGAUGCUUUUGGAAAGCAUAACUGUCUUCAUCACGCCAUGGAUGCUUUUUAUCAGAUGAGGGCUGAUGGCAUCGUGCCUGACGUUGUCACGUGGAACACACUUAUUGAUGCACAUUCAAAGGCUGGUAGGCAUGACGAAGCCAUGAAGCUGUUUGAGGAAAUGCAAAUGAGUGGGUUGGUGCCGUGCACAACAACCUAUAACAUAGUGAUUAAUUCGUUGGGUGUGCAGGAGAGGUGGGAGAAAAUGAAGGAGCUCUUUGGAAAGAUGAGGGAAGAGGGAUUACUGCCAAAUGUAGUGACCUACACUACACUUGUUGAUGUUUAUGGGAAAUCCGGAAGGUUUGAGGAUGCCAUCGAGUGUUUGGAGAUGAUGAAGUCCGGAGGGAUGAGACCUCCGUCAACCAUGUAUCAUGCUCUGGUGAAUGCAUAUGCCCAGAAGGGUUUGUCCGACAAGGCGAUACAUGCUUUCAGAGUCAUGAGAGCGGAUGGUAUCAAACCUAGUCUUUUAGUUCUUAACUCAUUGAUUAAUGCAUUUGGGGAAGACAGAAGAGAUGCUGAUGCCUUCUCUGUAUUGCGAUUUAUGAAGCUGCAUGAUAUACAGCCUGAUGUUGUAACAUAUACGACUCUAAUGAAAGCUCUCAUUCGUGUCGAGAAGCUUGACAAGGUUCCAUCUGUUUAUGAAGAAAUGAUUUUGUCCGGCAUCACACCUGAUAGGAAAGCUAGAGCCAUGCUGCGUUCAGCCCUCAAGUACAUGAAGCAGGCACUU